AUGAGUUCUACAAUUGAAACCCCCAAUUCCACUUCAAGUAACAGUAAUUCUACAUUACCGUUACAUAUGUAUAUUAGACCUUUAAUUAUUGAAGAUUGUGAACAAGUGGUAUCAUUAGAAACCGAGGGCUUCCCACCUAAUGAAAGGGCCUCUAUUGAAAAUAUUGAAUUUCGUUUAAAUACAUGUCCUGAGUUAUGUUCAGGACUUUUCAUUAGAGAUUUUGAUUCCAGUACGAAGGAAAUUAAGAGUGAGAAAUUGAUUGGUCAUAUUUUGGGAACGAAGAUUAAUAGGAAUGAAAAAUUUAUCACUUUAGAAAGUAUGGGAUUGAAUCAUGAUGAAAGUAGUGAUAUUGUUGGUAUACAUUCUUUAGUAAUUUCACCAGACUAUCAAAAGAAGAAUUUAGCAACUUUAUUGUUGACUGAUUAUAUUCAAAAAUUGAGUAAUCAAGAUGUUGGUAAGAAGAUUGUUAUUAUUGCUCAUGAGCCAUUAGUACCAUUUUAUGAGCGUGUUGGAUUCAAGAGUGUUGGUGAUAAUCAAAAUGUUAUUAAAGAUGAAGCUUUUGCUAGUAGUAAAUGGAUAAAUAUGGAAAGAGAGUUGGUUAAAGAAGAGUAUGAUAGUUAG
This is a messenger RNA of Naumovozyma dairenensis CBS 421, 621 nucleotides long. It is a transcript of the gene PAA1, whose product is annotated as polyamine acetyltransferase. The record is from RefSeq and is a predicted model, not a curated record. Bases 1 to 621 code for a protein of 206 amino acids. NCBI's taxonomy places the organism in Eukaryota, Fungi, Ascomycota, Saccharomycetes, Saccharomycetales, Saccharomycetaceae. Gene Ontology annotation, cellular component: cytoplasm. The transcript has a single exon. Gene Ontology annotation, molecular function: aralkylamine N-acetyltransferase activity.